UGCCUAAGCCCCGGCUAACGAUGAGUGAGCGAGAUGCUAUUACUGCUGUUUCCUGUCUAGAUUUUAGUGAAUUCAAGGACGCUCUUCAAGCGCUAAGAGCUGUAGACGACAAAAUCAUUUAUGAACUGAACACUAGUGUGCCAACAACGUCGUUUUCAGCGGAAGUCAGUGCUGCAGAGCGUUGUAGGAACUUGUAUGAGCGCUUAACUGCGUCAUAUGCGAGAAGGGAAGAUGUUAUUAAACGUUGUAUAUCAGAGACUUCAGAAAAAAUAGUUGAUGUGAAAAAAGAGAUUGGUGAGAGUCCGAACAACUCGACCUUACAUAAAGAUCUCCGACAGUAUCAAACAAAUUUGCGUUUGAUGAAGUCUGAGUUGGGAGUGGAAGACAUAGUGAAGGAACGAAGCCUAAAAGCAUUCAAAGAAAUCUGUAAAGCGUAUAAGCCACCGAAGAAGUCAUGACGUCACCUAAUAACGUUUUUGUCAGUAGAGGAACACGGUUUCGUUCAUGUUCGAAAUUAUGAUUUUGUUUACUACAGAGACUAACACUUCUGUAGCUUGGCUGUACACCAAUAAAUGUUACAACAGUAG
Molecule: messenger RNA, 587 nt
Organism: Corticium candelabrum
Lineage: Eukaryota; Metazoa; Porifera; Homoscleromorpha; Homosclerophorida; Plakinidae
Product: protein MIX23-like
Exons: 5
Coding region: 21-458 (145 amino acids)
Cellular component (GO): mitochondrion; mitochondrial intermembrane space
Source: RefSeq, a predicted model, not a curated record